UUGGUGGAAGAAAGGAUCUGCCACAGCAAUCCCAGAUUCGUUUGGGCGAGAGAAAUCGGAGGAUACACAGAACCGCAAGAAGAUACCGGCACCGAGUUCAUAAGCCCCGGAGAUGGUCAUCAAUUCCAGCGAAAAGCUACCAAUCUGAAGAUCUGUGGUUUGGGUUAUAAAUCCAUGUUGAAGAGGAUCCAUUGUGGAGAACGAGAUUGGCGACGGAAGGAAACCAGAUUUGCUUGUCCUGACAUUUGAAGGUGAUAAGUCGAUAUUGAUGGUUUUGGUUCAUCUCUCACAUUUGUUAUGAUUAGAUGCAUAUUCUUAACUAUGUUCUCUGGUUUCUGUUGCCCAAACGGUUCCGCACGAAGAAGUCUCGGUUGUGAGGAUCCCUCUCCGACGAAGCAAAAUCCGAAGAUGGUGUGUGGGCGAUUCUCAAGCCAGAGCAUGCUGAUUCUCUUGCCCUUUGAGUUGAUGGGAUUUUCUGAGAGCUGAGUUGAUCGUGGAAUCUCAGCGAAAUGCUGCUGGACCAUUAGAUGAAUGCUUUGCGAAACCUUCCUCCCGUC
Messenger RNA from Linum tenue, 557 nucleotides. The record is from the annotation of a GenBank genome assembly. NCBI's taxonomy places the organism in Eukaryota, Viridiplantae, Streptophyta, Magnoliopsida, Malpighiales, Linaceae.